CACACGCUCCUUUUGCUCCACCCCCUCUCUAUUCCCCCAAACACAGAGCAGCAGUUCUCCAGCUCCUGAAAGUCAGGAGUCCCCAGCACCCAGGCAACAGACACCCGGCACCCGGCGCUGGGCACACGGCUGCGGGGAUGGCCCAGACCCGUGCCUCCCUCCGCAGCACGCAGGGCCUCACCUCUGCCCCCGGGGCUGCCGUCCUGCUCCUCAGCCUGACUUUCGCCUCCUUGCACUCCUGGGCAGAGGCAAGCGGCGGCAACAGCUCAGCCUGGACCACCCAGGACCCAGACCCCGACUCCCUGGAGCAGUGCCCCAGCGUGGACUUCUGCCCGCAGGCAGCCCGCUGCUGUCGCGCCGGAGUGGACGAGUACGGCUGGGUCGCGGCUGCCGUCGGCUGGAGCCUGUGGUUCCUCACGCUCAUCCUGCUCUGCGUGGGCAAACUGAUGAAGCUCACUCCGGAGGAACCCAAGGACUUGCGGGCGUGACACAGAACCCAAGCCCAGGGUGGCCACGGCCCCACUGUGGGUCGCGGGAGGGUGGGGUGGCAGCCGGCUCCUGCUCCUUCAGCUGCUUCUGAAAGGGGGCCCGGGAGGCCACGCCCGUGCUGCCUGCAGCCGGGGCCCAGGCGCGCCUGGGUCCCCCCUGCCCUGAGAAACCCCUCGGGGGGCCGUCGCUGCGAGAACAGUUCCCACUGCACAAGAAACAGCCUGGUCUUUCCCUCAACACACUUGAAACCGAACUCACAACCUUCUGUCCAGACAGGGGGUCCCCUCCCGUCCCUCGCUCCGGCAGUUCCGAACGUGAGCGACUCCCUUCCUAAUCCAGUCCUGCUCUCGCUCUCGCUCCCUCCCCGUCACUGCCCCACGCGGCCUGACUCCUCCCCUGCCGCCAGCACCUCCUUCGCGGCCUGGCCCUCGCCCGGGGAUGUCUGAUUCUGGCCUCCACGCCUGCCGGCUCCUGCUCCCAGCAGGUCGUGACGUAUAAACCACCCCUCCACACUCAGGACACCUGUUCUUCUCCAGACGGUUGGAGUCACGCACCCGCGCCUGCCCCAGCCCGGCCUCCGCGUCGCUUCCAGAGUGGUGUUGCUGAGCCGCCCGCCUGGGCUGGCCCUGUGGCUGCCUCCUGACAGGUGGAACACGGUGCGAGCCCCAUGCAGCCCGGGCACUCCCCUCGCCUGUCCUCUCGCACACCCUUCCGGUGAGCCGGUGCUGGUCACUUCCACUCCCGGCACGCGCCAGGCCCCUUCUCUCCCCCCUGCCUUCCUCCCGCUGUGCCUACAACCGGAACAGACCCUUCCUGAGAGCCUCACCUGGGGCCCCGCUUUGCAAGAGCCCUCUGCGCCCUCUGCUGCUGGACUCCCGACUCAGGAGCCCUCUGCGCCCCCUGCUGCUGGACUCCCGACUCAGUUCUCUGCCUGUGGUUUGUCCGGGGGCCUCCAACUGCACACUUCCGGUCCCAUCACCCUGGAUCUGCCUUUGCUCAUCCUCCUCCUCCCCAGCCCAGCACGCCUGACGGAUCGUUUGGUUGACGGCGAGUGGCCUCCCCGACCCCGGUGAGCAGAGGACACACAGACAGGCAGACAGACACCCCCUCCUCAGCGGCCUGUGCUCACGGUUCUCUGAGACUCUGCUCCCACAGGCCUUCGCCUGGGGCCACCCCAGCUACUGACCACUGCACAAAUGGUUUCAUCCCCUCUGCUCCCCGCACAAGGAGUGGACGGACAGUAAGGCAGUCGGGAACAGCUCAAGGCCACAUCCUGGGGACGACCAGGGGGCGGGGACCCUGCCCAGGGAGAUGUGUCUGGAGGCGAAGGAUGCUGGCCCCAGGGCCACAUGAAGCGUGGGGGGGCUGGGGGACGGGGGAGGGACUCAGCGGGGGGGGGGCCUCAGGCCUCCCAUGUGAGUCCCGGGCCAGCAGGAAGCACCCUUUAGUAAGCCCCUCUGAAAAAUCCACACUGCACACGGGGCUGUGCGUGCACACACAAGCACACACAUACACACACACUCACAUACAACUUAGCACUUCAUCCUGGCCAUGCCCUGAUAAAUCCACACUGCACACACAAGCACACACACUCAUAUACAACUCAGCACCUUGUCCUGGCCAUGCUCUGAUAAACCCAUACUGCACACGGUGCAAUGCACACACACAUGUGCACACACACAGACACA
Molecule: messenger RNA, 2177 nt
Organism: Oryctolagus cuniculus (rabbit)
Lineage: Eukaryota; Metazoa; Chordata; Mammalia; Lagomorpha; Leporidae
Gene: TMEM213
Product: transmembrane protein 213
Source: RefSeq, a predicted model, not a curated record